AUGUUCACUUCAAAAUCCAACUCUGUGUCCCCUUCUCCGUCCAUGGAACAGGCAGACUCGGAUGCCCUGGAUAUCAGCACCAAAGUGCAGCUGUAUGGAGUGCUCUGGAAGAGACCCUUUGGAAGGCAGUCUGCCAAGUGGUCCAGGAGGUUCUUCAUCAUCAAGGAGAGCUUUCUGCUUUACUAUGCUGAGAGUGAAAAGAAGAAUUUUGAAAGCAAUAAAUACUUCAAUAUUCACCCGAAGGGUGUCAUUCCUCUGGGGGGCUGCAUCGUGGAGGCCAAAGAAGAGCCCAACAUGCCUUAUGCCAUAAAGAUCUCCCAUGAGGACUUCCAUGGUAACAUUGUCCUUGCAGCUGAGUCAGAGUUUGAACAGGCCCAGUGGCUGGAACUGCUGCAGGAGUCUGGGAAAGUGACCUGGAAGAAUGCCCAGCUGGGAGAAGCCAUGAUUGAGAGCCUGGAAGCUCAGGGGCUGCAGCUGGCCAAGGAGAAGCAGGAAUAUUUAGAUAAGUUGAUGGAAGAGACAGAGGAGCUGUGUCUGCAAAGGGAGCAGAAAGAGGAGUUGGAGCGUCUUAACCAGGUGCUGGAGGCAGAAAAGCAGCAGUUUGAAGAAGUGGUACAGGAGCUACGGCUGGAGCAAGACCAGAUUAAACGGGAGCUAGAGCUGACAGCCCGGUCUCUCAAGGGAGUGGAGGAAGAGAAGAAGGAUCUGCGAAGCCUGACAGAGUCCUUACAGAAAACACUGGAGGAGCUUUCUGUGGAAAAGCAAAGAACCCUGGAGUUGUUGCAAGAGAAUGAAAACAAGCUUCAGCCUCUCCCCAACUUUAGCAAGCAGCAAAACCCCAGCCGGGGUCUGCACAGCAACCUCCGCCAGAUUGAGGAGAAGAUGCAUCAGCUUCUGGAGGAGAAACUCCUAGCAGAGAGGAGGAUGAAGGAGAAUGAGGAGCGGUCCCAGGCCCUGGAGCAGGAGCGGGAGUUUUACUCUUCUCAGUCGCAGGCACUGCAGAACUCGCUCUCAGAGCUGACUGCAGAGAAGCUGCAAACAGAAAGAGACCUCAAGGCUGAAGUAAAAGUACGUAUGGAUCUAGAGAGAAGACUAGGGGAGGCUGAGGAAGCCCUCCAGAGCUUGGAGCAAGGCUUAAAUUCUGUUGAUCGCAACGAGGAGAAGGAAGAGAAAAUGAAAGCUGAUGUCAGCAACUUGAAAAAGUUCUUUGAGGAGUGCAUCCGGAGCGCCGAGCUGGAAGCCAAGAUGCCCAUGAUCAUGAAGAACUCCGUGUACAUUCACAGGGCUGCCACCCGCCGAAUAAAAAGCUGCCGCUUUCACUGCCGGAGGGCCAGUGCUUCAUGGAAUGACUUGAAGCAGUCACAGUCCUUCGUCUUCUCCCAGACAGAAGCAGAUAACAUCGUGGAGCUGAAGGAAGUAGCCAAGACGCUGAGCCAGGACCAGCACUUCCGGGAAACCCUUUAUCAGAUCAUGAUGUCACAGAAAGAUUCUGCCCGUGGGGACAAGAAGUGAAGCCUUGUCUCCUUCCAUUGCAAUACAUCCUGCAACUCAACAAACGCUAAACCACCGGGUACUGAUGUCAGGAGGGCAGCUUGCUCCUUUGUGAGGAAAAAGGCAAGGCAGGGUGCAUGCAACUCCCUGUGGUUGGUGGUUAGUUUUCCUUUGCAUUCCUGAGCACUGCUGAUCUCUUUCUCUCUCUCUGCCUUUAGACCAGCUGAUCUGCUCUGCCAUUCACUCCAAGUCCCAUCAGUUUACUUCAGCUGUUCUCAUUAGGACAUGGUCUACCCAACUACCACAGUCAGCAUUAAAGUGAACA
Molecule: messenger RNA, 1816 nt
Organism: Alligator sinensis (Chinese alligator)
Lineage: Eukaryota; Metazoa; Chordata; Crocodylia; Alligatoridae
Gene: PLEKHD1
Product: pleckstrin homology and coiled-coil domain containing D1
Exons: 13
Coding region: 1-1512 (503 amino acids)
Source: RefSeq, a predicted model, not a curated record